AUGACAGCAUCAUCGUUGUUCCAAGAGUUUUUAAGCAACUUUCGGGUUGAACGCGAUAGCAACGGGGGCCAAUUCCUCGCGGUGGAGUUGCGAGUCCCGUUUUCACUUGGACCAAGCAACUCCACCAGCAAUAACAAUCGCCCACCCAACCACGACCGUCGGUCCGUGCACCCGUCUCAGCGCGGCCCCCAGCGCAACCAGCGGGCCCCUUCCCGCCAUCCAUCCACCAGGGGGCCAUCCCAGCACCCGGGUAACCGAUGUGACAACAAUCGGGGCUACGGGGGGGCUUCUUCCCAGGUUUGCCGGCCCAAAACAGGGCGACGGGAGCCCUCCCAGCACCCCACCCGUGGCAAGUCCACGCAUCGCGCCUCCGCCCCGUACAACCCGCGCACGCGGUCCAAAUCGCAUUACGGGAACAAUGAUGCCCCCAAAGCAACGACUUCCCCCUCCGCCACCCCCUCGAACACCUGGAAUACCUCGCGACAACCGCCACUCGAUCGCCGCUGGGCUCUCACCCCGACGUCCCCUGACCGCCUGUAA
Aphanomyces astaci is the source of this 540-nucleotide messenger RNA. RefSeq lists its product as hypothetical. The transcript has a single exon. NCBI's taxonomy places the organism in Eukaryota, Oomycota, Saprolegniomycetes, Saprolegniales, Verrucalvaceae. The record is from RefSeq and is a predicted model, not a curated record. The coding region runs from base 1 to 540 and encodes 179 amino acids.